Protobothrops mucrosquamatus (brown spotted pit viper) is the source of this 495-nucleotide messenger RNA. RefSeq names its product decapping mRNA 1A (gene DCP1A). The transcript has 5 exons. Gene Ontology annotation, cellular component: P-body. Gene Ontology annotation, molecular function: enzyme activator activity; mRNA binding. Lineage: Eukaryota; Metazoa; Chordata; Lepidosauria; Squamata; Viperidae. The annotation marks the transcript as partial. Gene Ontology annotation, biological process: deadenylation-dependent decapping of nuclear-transcribed mRNA; deadenylation-independent decapping of nuclear-transcribed mRNA; positive regulation of catalytic activity. The record is from RefSeq and is a predicted model, not a curated record.
AUGGAGUCUCUGAAUAAAGCGGGGCAAGAGAUGAGCCUGGCGGCCUUAAAGCAGCACGAUCCCUACAUCACCAGCAUUGCCGACGUGACCGGCCAGGUGGCCCUUUAUCGCUUCAGUCCAAAGGCCAACGAAUGGGAGAAGACUGACAUAGAAGGUACCUUAUUUGUGUAUAAAAGGUCUGCUUCACCUUACCAUGGUUUUACAAUUGUAAAUCGAUUGAAUAUGCACAACUUGGUUGAGCCCGUAAACAAAGACUUGGAGUUUCAACUUCAUGAACCUUUUCUUCUGUAUAGAAAUGCCAACUUGUUAAUUUACAGUAUCUGGUUUUAUGACAAGAAUGACUGUCAUCGAAUAGCAAAACUCAUGUCUAAGGUGGUACAGGAAGAAACUCAGAGAUCCCAGCAACAAUUACAGGAUAGAAAAAAUGUCAGUCGGGUUAAUGGCUGCACAGAUAUCCUAGAGUUGCUUAGUAAAGCAAAGGAUGAAUAUGAACGG